Messenger RNA from Gavia stellata (red-throated loon), 1131 nucleotides. RefSeq names its product UDP-GlcNAc:betaGal beta-1,3-N-acetylglucosaminyltransferase 4 (gene B3GNT4). Gene Ontology annotation, cellular component: membrane. The coding region runs from base 13 to 1131 and encodes 372 amino acids. The transcript has a single exon. NCBI's taxonomy places the organism in Eukaryota, Metazoa, Chordata, Aves, Gaviiformes, Gaviidae. The record is from RefSeq and is a predicted model, not a curated record. Gene Ontology annotation, molecular function: hexosyltransferase activity.
GCGGAGGUUGCCAUGUAUCCCAGGAUUAAAAACCUGGUACUUUAUGCCUUUUCAAUAAUGCUGCUGGCGUGGCUUUUCUACAUGAAGAAACAGGCAAAGUUGGCAGCGCCGUCAGCGGACCAGAAGGCGGAUGUAGCCAUUCACAACCUGAAGCCUUUGGUUCUGGACGAUGCUGAACCCAGCAAGUGUUUGCCAAACUUGACCCUUGCCAAUUCUUCUCUCACCCUCCCGGAGCUUCACCGCAUCUUCUUAACAUACAAGCACUGCCGGAAUUUCUCGGUCCUGCUGAAGCCUUCCAGGUGUAGCAAAGAGACGUUCCUCUUGCUGGUGAUCAAGUCUUCCCCGAUCAACAUAGACCGGCGGGUGGCAAUCAGGAACACGUGGGGGAAGGAGGGCACCAUCAGCGGCAAGCGCGUCAGGCUGGUAUUCCUUCUAGGGCGCUCGGAGGCCAAAAUCCAGGUGCAACCCCUGCAGCAGCUGCUGGUUUACGAGAGCCAGGAGUUUGAUGACAUCUUGCAGUGGGAUUUCGUUGACAACUUCUUCAACUUGACCCUCAAGGAGCUGCAUUUCCUCCGCUGGUUCAUGGAGGACUGCCUGCAUGCCAGGUUUGUGCUGAAGGGCGAUGAUGAUGUCUUUGUCAACACUUACAACAUUGUUGAGUUCCUCCAAGAAUUGCACCCGGAACAGGAUCUCUUUGUUGGGGAUGUGAUCGCCAAUGCCCGGCCCAUCAGGAACACCAAGGUCAAAUAUUUUAUUCCCGAGUCCAUGUACAGAGCCCCCUUCUAUCCUCUCUAUGCGGGUGGAGGGGGCUAUGUGAUGUCUAGAGAGACGGUGCGCCGCCUCCAGAGCACCGCAGAGGAGAUGGAGCUCUUCCCAAUAGACGAUGUCUUUGUGGGAAUGUGUCUGGCAAAGAUGGCAGUGACCCCAAAGAACCACGCUGGCUUUAAGACUUUCGGGAUCCAGAGACCUUUCAAUCCUUUUGAUCCGUGCCUGUACAAAGAGCUGAUGAUUGUGCACAGACUAAACCCAACCCAGAUGUGGAUCAUGUGGACGCUGGUAAAGGAUGACAGCAUUAGGUGUGCGGUGUCGGUAACGCACGACUACAGAAGGCGCUGGAAAAGAAGCUACUGA